Pisolithus orientalis is the source of this 1399-nucleotide messenger RNA. RefSeq lists its product as uncharacterized. The transcript is spliced from 5 exons. NCBI's taxonomy places the organism in Eukaryota, Fungi, Basidiomycota, Agaricomycetes, Boletales, Pisolithaceae. Bases 249 to 1328 code for a protein of 359 amino acids. The record is from RefSeq and is a predicted model, not a curated record.
AGCGGCCUAGCGGGUUUCGUUGUUUCAAUUUUACAAGCGCGUAGAAACCAACAGCAGCACCUGUGCUGGCCGAUCGAUGAUGAGGUAGAAUACAAGGGUGCUAGUACGGAAAGUGCCCUAAACCAUCAGGGAAGAAGGGAUUCAAACCAAUCUUCUCAAUUGAAGGAGAACUAUCCCUUUUUAGGCUCUGCAUUCACGGGAGGUAGGGCGGCGGUCCAGUACGUCUAGGGCGAGUAUAAUAGUUGUGCAUGUGUGUAAUCAGGCUCAUCCCAUCUCAAGAGAUGUCCUCAGCGACAGAUACAGAGGCCACUGUUAGUGCAUUCGUCAACAAUAUACAUCCUAGUUUCGACUUUAUCAUUGCAAACACUGCAUUCUCUGCCUGUCUCUUUACCCUCUGUACAGUCCUUUUCGCCCUCUCCACCAGGGAGUCUCGACGCCGCGUGGUAUUCCGACUGAAUGUGUUUGCCAUCUGCAUCGUCCUAACAAUGGGUGUAUUGGUUGGCUUGACCAAUGGGAAGGCCAUAGUCGACCCGUACAAUCCGCUACCGACCAGUGUCUACUUUGCUGGCGUCGCCUUCUCUGUCUUCCCAUCAUUACCCUGCGACUCGAUAUUGUUGACUCGCCUCUUUGCGCUUUAUCCCCUCGGUAGUACACCUCUGGCCACUCUGAUAAAAAUAUUUGCAUUCCCGGCAUGCAUCAAAUGUGCCCGAGUGGUGGUUCUCACUCAUUUCCUCAUUAACUAUGUUAAAUCUGCGAGCGUGGAGGGUCUCACCCAGGACGAAGCCACCACCUGGUUCCGCAACCCUAAUUUGAUUGCUGAAUGGACGAUGCAAAUAGCAGACAACGCGUAUUCUGUUAUCCUUUUCCUUUACAACCUCCAUGUCCGCACAAGUUGGGUAAAAAGCGCAGGCGGAAUGCCAGCCCGUAUCCGUCAAAUCUUUUACAUUUCCGCCGCCAAUUUCAUCUUCCCCCUCAUCUUCAAUAUUGCACUAAUCAUCUUUGUCAUAACUGAUCAGUCCUUCACUAUCACCGGGCUGCUAUUGUUAACCAACAACUACGUAACCGUCAUGGGUGUGUUGUGCGCAACGCUCUGGUUCUCAAGACCGGAGUGGGCUCGUAGUUGGAAUGCGCCAUUAUCUGACGACAUACUCAUAUUCUCACUCAACCCGGACUUGCGAAGGGUACAUGGCACUGGCAGGAAUAGUGGGGGUGAAAUUAUAGUAGUUGGCAAGAGGUCUGCCACACCUGGUACCGCAGAUUCAGAUACUGGGCCCGUGACGAACUGCAGGCAAUCACUGACAGGAGCAGAUAAAAAUUUUAUGGUGUGAUCUCCAACCCCCCUAUGAAGUCAAAGCUGCAUUAUGAGUUAUCCUAUGUAUAUUUAGUUCAUUUGUGUCCC